AUGAUGAUUGCCGCGUCCUCCCCGUCCGCUUGCACUCCUCCGAGCGCUGCCUCUCCCUCCUAUCCUCAGCCCUUCCCUUCCCACCCGUUCCUCCGCCCCUUCCCUUCCCUCCACUCCACCUUCCGCCCUCUCCCCUCCUACGACCCCUUCCUACCUCCCCCCCUUCAAUCCUCUCCCCCUACCUUCCCUCCCCCGCUCCUUCCACGACCGCUUGCACUCCCCCGUGCGCCGCCUCUCCCUCCUCCACCCGCCUUUGCCUCUCUCCCUUCCCCCGCGUCCCCUCUCCCCAUCCCCUCCCCCUUAAAACCCAGCCGCCCCACCUUCCACGACCGCUUGCACUCCCCCGUGCGCCGCCUCUCGCCCCUCCCCCUCACGCCUUUCCCCCUUCACUUCCUCCCCUUUUCCCCCUCCCCCCAUUCCUCCGCUCCCUCAACCCCCUCCCCCGCCCCACCUUCCACGACCGCUUGCACUCCCCCGUGCGCCGCCUCUCCCCCCUCCCCCUCACGCCUUUCCCCAUCCAGCCUCCCUCCACCCUUCCCCCCCUUCCCCCCCCCCCACCCCUCUCACCUUCCACGACCGCUUGCACCAGUGCGCCAGUUCCACCAGCGCGUCUGCAGGCUGCGCUGCCUCUCCCUCAUCCCCCACUCCCCCGUUCCCCAUCCCCCAUCCCCCAUUCCCCGGCCCGCCAUUCUGCCUCCCAUCCCCCAUUCCCCCGUUCCCCAUCCCCCAUCCCCCAUCCCCCAUUUCCCCGUCCGCCAUUCUGCCUCCCGUCCCGCAUUCCCCACUGCGCGAGCUGGCCAAUACGGACUCGCCAUCUGGACUCGCGGCGACGGCUGUGAUUGGCUCUCCGUCGCCCUCCAACGUCCGCACGACCUUCCCCGUGGUGAGAUCGACGAUCUUUACCGCGUCCGCGCAAGGACAUGCCACGUGGCGUCCAUCCGGAAAGACUGCCACGUGGCCGCCUGUGUAGAAGACCUCGAGGCUUAG
Closterium sp. Naga37s-1 is the source of this 987-nucleotide messenger RNA. The record is from the annotation of a GenBank genome assembly. NCBI's taxonomy places the organism in Eukaryota, Viridiplantae, Streptophyta, Zygnematophyceae, Desmidiales, Closteriaceae.